Messenger RNA from Pimephales promelas (fathead minnow), 3157 nucleotides. Lineage: Eukaryota; Metazoa; Chordata; Actinopteri; Cypriniformes; Leuciscidae. The record is from RefSeq and is a predicted model, not a curated record.
AGCCCCGGCGCGCGACACAGAGCAGGCAUUCAGAGCGCGAGCGAGGGGGCUGAACCACGGACCGAUCUCGCGCUGGGCGGGCGACCUGCGACCAGUGCAGUUUAUCAGCCGAUCUACUUCCUGAGGAAGACAGCGGAUGGAUUCAUUCUGACAGAACCGAGCGUGUAUGACAAGAAAUGUGUUAAAGUUUCACUGGAUGACUUAUAAUAACACUUGACCUAUAGGCAAUUGUUUUCCAGAAAAUACUAUAGUUUUUAGAGAAUAAAACAGAGGUCGUGUUUGGGAAAAAACUAGACCCACCGAAGACCCCUGUGUCCGCAGAGCGAGAGCACGAUGUCGGCGGAGGAGCACAGUAUGUCGGAGGUGGAGAUGAGCCCCGGGGUCUCGGACGACGGCCACUCCAUGUCUCCCGGUCACUCUUCAGGAGCCCCAGGGGGCCCCGACUCCCCUCUCCCCGGGCAGCCGCCUCAGAUCCCGGGCGUCGGGGAUGAUGGAGCCGGAGUCUCCGGUGUCUCGGUGAAGUCCGAUGAAGAAGACGACCGGUUCCCCAUCGGCAUCCGCGAGGCGGUCAGUCAGGUUCUCAACGGCUACGACUGGACGCUCGUGCCCAUGCCCGUGCGCGUGAACUCGGGCAGCAAGAGCAAGCCGCACGUGAAGCGGCCGAUGAACGCGUUCAUGGUGUGGGCGCAGGCCGCGCGCAGGAAGCUGGCGGAUCAGUACCCGCACCUGCACAACGCCGAGCUCAGCAAAACACUCGGCAAACUCUGGAGGCUGCUGAACGAGACGGAUAAGCGGCCGUUCAUCGAGGAGGCUGAGCGCUUGAGGAAGCAGCAUAAGAAGGACUAUCCCGAGUACAAAUACCAGCCUCGUCGACGCAAGAACGGCAAGCCGGGGUCGAGCUCUGAGGGCGACGGUCACUCCGAGGGCGAGGUCAGCCACAGCCAAUCACAUUACAAGAGCCUGCACCUGGAGGUGACCCACGCCGGGGUCACGGGCUCCCCACUGGCUGACGGACACCACCCGCACGCCACAGGUCAGAGUCACAGCCCCCCGACACCCCCUACGACCCCGAAGACGGAGCUGCAGGGCGGGAAACCUGGCGAGGGGAAGCGCGAGGGCGGAGCCUCCCGGGGCGGUUUGGGGGCGGGACCAGAUGGAAGCUCCGCCUCCUCGUCCGCUGCCGGCGGCGGCAAACCGCACAUCGACUUCGGCAACGUGGACAUCGGUGAGAUCAGCCACGACGUGAUGGCCAACAUGGAGCCGUUCGAUGUGAACGAGUUCGACCAGUACCUGCCGCCGAACGGGCACCCGCAGGCGGCGAGCGCGGGGUCUUCGGCAUCACCGUACGCGUACGGCAUCUCUAGCGCUCUAGCGGCCGCUAGCGGUCACUCCACCGCAUGGCUCUCCAAACAACAGCUGCCGUCCCAGCAGCACUUGGGCUCGGAUGGAGGGAAAACGCAGAUUAAGAGCGAGACGCACUUCGCUAGCGAUGCCGCCACAGCUAGCGGUUCGCACGUAACGUACACUCCUCUUAGCCUGCCGCAUUACAGCUCUGCCUUUCCCUCACUGGCUUCGCGUGCGCAGUUCGCGGAGUACGCGGAGCACCAGGCGUCCGGCUCGUACUACGCCCACUCCAGCCAGACCUCGGGCCUGUACUCCGCCUUCUCCUACAUGGGCCCCUCGCAGAGGCCCCUAUACACCGCCAUCCCCGACCCCGGAUCCGUGCCGCAGUCGCACAGCCCGACUCACUGGGAGCAGCCCGUCUACACCACGCUAUCCCGACCAUGACGCGCAUUACGGAGGUGACGUGACGCUCUCGUUUCAUUUCCAGUCACCGAAGGUCCAAACUAAAGUGUGUAUGUGACCGAAAAUCAUCAAAACACUCGCCUGCACCACAAUCCACACACAGAAAACAACGCGUGUGGAGAUCUGCAGGGAAAACAUAUUCUCACGUUGCCUCAGGCUGAUUAGAUAAACCAUCAUGACCCGUUUCACAGAGAUCUUGCUCGUCCGCCGAUUUGACACCAGUGGUAUUUCAUGAGGACACAUUACCAAAGUACUGAGACCAAAACAUUCAAAUGAAUGAGCAACUUAAACGGGCGUAGUUAUUAAACUCUGUGUGGUUUGCCAUCAGUGUACCAGAUCACAAACUUCUUCCAAUACAUUCAUUCACAUAAACUUACACCCUGAUGUUAUUACCUGUACAUCCAUAUGUUGUUGUUGAUGUUUUUUUUAUUUGUAUGUAUGAAUAAUCUCUUUUUAUUAACCAAAAUAAGGCCAUAUUGUUUUUAUCUUGGACAAAUAAUGACGUGUUUUUAUUGUUGUAAUCUUUUCUAUUGUUGUUACUCUUGUGUUGCCAUAACUACACUGAAAAGUCUUCACCACUGUCUAGUGUUUGUUAAUGACAUUUGUGUUUUAUGACUUUCAGCGUGUGUAAAUAUCAGUGCCUGGACGCGAUAAACGUGUCGAAACGAUGUUACUCCAAACACACAAACGGAGUAACGUUACUGUAUUGUAAUAUGUCUCUUCACAUCGGAAUUAACGUGAUUAUGAGUUUCCGCUGUACAAUUAGCUGUUAUUUUGUUUAGCUAACACCGCUAGUGCCUCAGUCCAUCGGAAACGGUUAAUAAUCGCUGAUAAAUUCGAAUUAAAUCACGUGAUACUUUUUUCAGGGCGCGAACUUUCAUCUAUUCGCCAAUUCGCAUAUUUUAUGCCCACAUUGAAAUGCGAGUUUGAAAUAGAUUUGUAUUUUGUAGAAUACACAUAAUGUCCGUUUCAGAACAUUACCUUGAUGCCUAUCAAUAAAACACGGCGGUAUUAUUUCAUAAAGUCAAACGAUGUUUAUUCGAUGUUUUUUUUUCCCCUUUGGUAGACUAUACUUUUUUUUUUUAAAUAUAAUUUUCGCCCUCUUUAUUAGUACUAUUCAAAAACAACCGAAGCAAACAAACAAAAUUUCUGUUAUAUAUUACAAAAUAUUAUUUAUAUUUGUUGUUUUUGUUCGUUUUUUUUUUUUUUUUAUCAGUAGCGUUUUACUCUGAUGUUGGAAACUUUUGUCGUGUAAUUCUGUGGUGGGUAAAAGUGUUGUUUUUCUUUAUCAGUGUAAAUAGAAGAGAGCAGUGACUAACUUCCCUCACUUUAAAUAAAGCUGCAUUCUGUA